GUUAGAGUUAGACGGAUUAAACAGUCGAACGAACAAUCGUUGCGACUUUUCGAACUUUAUCGCAAUUCUUCAACAUCCCACCACCGACUUUUGGCCAGUAAGAUUCUUACGAGUAAAACUCAAUUGAAUUGAUAAUGGCGUUACUCCAAUAUAGAAACGUCGUCGACUACGAGGCGCAACAAGCCGCCUUUGGGAGUUUCCUGGAAAAGUUCAAGACUUCGCCAGAGCAAACUCUAACGCAUGCUAUCGGUCAGAUUAAUAUCGACGAAGAUGAUUUAAGUGACGAGUACGAUUUUAUGGACGAAGAUGACGAAGCGCAUGAGCGACGGCGAAAAGAGAAAGCUUCGGCACGAUUGCCAAAGCACAAAUAUGCCGAUAUGAUGCAGAAGCUGGCAGAUCGCACAAUCGACGAGGCUUUAAUAGAAUUGGAUGAUAUUGUUUCCUGGGAGAAUGACACAAAUGAAGGACUAAAACUUGUCGAGUCCAUCGAGUCGAAUACCAAACACUACGUCGAAAUCCUCUCUAGAGCUAUUGACAACAAAUUGCCCGCCCCUACAAAUGGCAUCACAUUCAAAGACGAUGUUCUAGACGUGAUUAUGGAAAGAAGACAAGCCCGAAACCGAGACCUUGCCGAGGCUGCUGCUAACAACAACAACCCGGAAUUGCUCGAGUCUACCUUUCCCUCUCAGCUCACGAGACGGUACACGCUUGUUUUCAAGCCGAGGACAUCGACCAGCGAGAAACCAGUGAAAGCACUCGCUGUUCGACAAGUACGAGGAGACCACCUCGGUCACCUUAUUACUGUUCGUGGUAUUGCAACCCGAGUUUCAGAUGUGAAGCCUAUCGUACAAGUCGGCGCAUAUACCUGUGAUCGUUGCGGAUGCGAGAUCUUCCAGCCUGUCAAUGAUAAGCAAUUUGCGCCCCUUACUAGCUGCCCAUCACAAGAAUGCAAGGAAAACCAGUCCAAGGGCCAACUCUUCCAGUCCUCGCGCGCAUCCAAGUUUCUACCUUUCCAGGAAGUUAAAGUUCAAGAAUUGGCAGAGCAAGUACCUAUUGGUCAAAUUCCACGAACUCUUACUGUCAUGUGCUACGGAAGCGCAGUCCGCCAAAUCAGCCCCGGAGAUGUUGUGGAUAUUUCCGGAAUUUUCCUCCCUACUCCAUACACCGGCUUUCAGGCGAUGCGAGCUGGUCUUCUGACCGAUACAUAUGUCGAAGCACACCAUAUCGUCCAGCACAAGAAGGCAUAUGAAGAGAUGAUAAUUGAUGACAAGCUGCUGAGACGUAUCAACACUUUUAGCCAGUCGGGUACUGUAUAUGAGAUGUUAGCAAAAUCUAUUGCUCCUGAAAUUUUUGGUCACUUGGAUGUCAAGAAGGCUCUUCUCUUACUUCUUGUUGGUGGUGUCACGAAGACGAUGGGCGACGGCAUGCGGAUCCGUGGUGAUAUCAACAUCUGCUUGAUGGGUGACCCCGGUGUUGCCAAGUCCCAGUUGUUGAAGUAUAUCUCUAAGGUUGCCCCCCGUGGCGUCUACACAUCGGGUCGUGGUUCCAGUGGUGUCGGUCUUACCGCUGCCGUAAUGCGCGAUCCUGUAACUGAUGAGAUGGUACUCGAAGGUGGUGCCUUAGUUCUAGCCGACAAUGGCAUCUGCUGUAUUGAUGAAUUCGACAAGAUGGAUGAAAACGACCGUACCGCCAUCCACGAAGUCAUGGAACAGCAGACUAUCUCAAUUUCUAAAGCCGGUAUCUCGACGACUCUAAACGCCAGAACCUCAAUCCUUGCCGCCGCCAAUCCUAUCUACGGCCGUUAUAACCCACGCAUAUCACCCGUUGAGAAUAUUAAUUUACCGGCAGCCCUGCUCUCACGUUUCGAUGUCUUGUUCUUAUUACUUGAUACACCAACCCGCGAAAGCGACGCACAGUUGGCUAAACACGUAGCAUACGUUCACAUGCAUAGCAAACAUCCCGACCUCUACGCAACCUCCAACGAUGGCGACGGCGCAGCACAGCAGCCGAAUAUUGUGUUCACCCCACACGAGGUGCGCGCGUAUGUAGCACAGGCUCGCACAUACCGACCAACCGUACCAGAAACCGUCACAGAGUACCUAACCAAGACGUACGUGCGCCUACGUGAUGCCCAGCGCCGCGCCGAGAAAAAGAACAAACAAUUUAGCCACACUACCCCUCGAACGCUACUAGGUGUAGUCCGUUUAGCACAAGCACUAGCCCGACUUCGGUUCGAUACCGAGGUCAACCGUGACGAUGUAGAUGAGGCGCUAAGAUUGAUGGAAGCUAGCAAGGAAAGUCUCGCGGCGCACGAAGGCGCAGGUAGCAGAAGGACGCUCAACGCUGCUAGCCGUAUUUACAACUUGGUCAAAUCGCUAGCAGAUAGCGGCGCGUGUAGAGCUGAUGAUGACGAUGAUGACGGCGAGGAGGGUACGGUAGAGCUGAGCCUGCGCAAGGUACGCGAACGUGUCUUGGGCAAGGGGUUUACGGAAGAUCAAUGGAUAGCUGCGUUAGAGGAAUACGCGAACCUUGAUGUCUGGCAAACCGCUGGCAAUGGAAGUAGAUUGGUAUUUGUCGCCGCGACUGAUAAUGCUGGAGAUGAGGAUGAUGAGUAAGGAAAUCGAUUGCAUAUGCCGAUAUGAGAGUCAGGACAUACUGAGUUCUUGUCCUUUAAUGAAUCAUGGCGUGGAAGUAAGGGGGUGAAAACGAGCCACGGCGUUACGGAUCCGGGAUCGCGAUUAGCACGAAGAUGAUGAAUGAGGUGUUUAUGCUAGAGACGUUUGUUUAUUCCACCGACCUCUUCGUCGGGUUGCUUGAUCUAGAUUAGGAAUAAGAAACCUUUUAAAAA
Messenger RNA from Annulohypoxylon maeteangense, 2848 nucleotides. RefSeq names its product DNA replication licensing factor mcm7. Gene Ontology annotation, cellular component: nucleus; MCM complex. The annotation marks the transcript as partial. Gene Ontology annotation, biological process: DNA strand elongation involved in DNA replication; DNA replication; double-strand break repair via break-induced replication. Lineage: Eukaryota; Fungi; Ascomycota; Sordariomycetes; Xylariales; Hypoxylaceae. The transcript has 5 exons. The record is from RefSeq and is a predicted model, not a curated record. Gene Ontology annotation, molecular function: single-stranded DNA helicase activity; ATP hydrolysis activity; single-stranded DNA binding.